This is a messenger RNA of Arabidopsis lyrata subsp. lyrata, 1126 nucleotides long. Its product is annotated as TATA-box-binding protein 1. The record is from RefSeq and is a predicted model, not a curated record. Bases 259 to 861 code for a protein of 200 amino acids. NCBI's taxonomy places the organism in Eukaryota, Viridiplantae, Streptophyta, Magnoliopsida, Brassicales, Brassicaceae. The transcript has 10 exons. Gene Ontology annotation, molecular function: RNA polymerase II general transcription initiation factor activity; DNA binding. Gene Ontology annotation, biological process: DNA-templated transcription initiation.
CCAAAUCCGAGACGCAAGUCGGUGACCUCCUUCUCACAGAUCUAAAAACCAGAAGCCAGAGAACAAAUUCACUCUCUCCCUUAUAUAAGCACCAAUUUAUAAAUCUUUUUCCCUCUCCGAUUCUCAAUUCUUUGUAUAAAAAGCUUCUCCUUUUCUCAAUUCUUCGGCUUCCUUUCGCCAAAUUCUUCCCGCGAAUCUUCCCUAAUCGUCUUAAAGCUACGAAACCCUAGAUUUCGGAUUUCCUCGCUAUCCAAAGUAAUGGCUGAUCAAGGAUUGGAAGGGAGUACUCCAGUGGACCUUAGCAAGCAUCCUUCAGGGAUUGUUCCUACUCUUCAAAACAUUGUCUCCACGGUGAACCUAGACUGCAAGCUAGAUCUUAAAGCCAUAGCUUUGCAGGCUCGGAAUGCUGAAUAUAAUCCCAAGCGUUUUGCUGCUGUUAUAAUGAGGAUCAGAGAACCGAAGACUACAGCAUUGAUAUUCGCCUCAGGGAAAAUGGUCUGUACUGGAGCGAAGAGCGAGUACUUUUCGAAGAUGGCUGCCCGAAAGUAUGCUAGGAUUGUGCAGAAAUUGGGAUUCUCUGCAAAAUUCAAGGAUUUCAAGAUUCAGAAUAUCGUAGGUUCUUGUGAUGUCAAAUUCCCUAUAAGACUUGAAGGUCUUGCUUACUCUCACGCUGCUUUCUCAAGUUAUGAGCCCGAGCUCUUCCCAGGGCUGAUUUAUAGGAUGAAAGUGCCUAAAAUCGUCCUUCUAAUCUUUGUCUCUGGGAAGAUCGUUAUAACGGGAGCCAAGAUGAGAGAGGAGACUUACAGAGCCUUUGAGAAUAUAUACCCCGUGCUCACGGAAUUCAGAAAGAUACAGCAAUAGGUCAAGGAUUUGUUCCCUGCAGAACUAGUUGUGCUGUCUUAGCCCCUUGGAGUUGCUAAAGCUUGCUGAGAAUUUUGCCCUUGAACAAGGGCUUUCACAGUAGCUAGACUCUCACCUUGUGUUUUGGUUCAUAAUAUAACAUUGUAUAUACACAAUGGAGAUUCCAAAGACAAUUCUUUGGUUCUUUUUCUCUUUUCCAAGAUAUGUCUUACAUGUACGAUUUUGUAGUAUCCUUAGAGCAUGAUUAACAAUAGUAUCUUAAAAA